UACAUCCAUGCUUUCUGUACGAGCGCUGAGCAUCCUCCAGGUCGUGGUCCACUCCCUCCCCGGUGGUGUAAAACACUAAUUCUGCAGCUAAACAAUGGCACCCAAGAAGGACGUUAAGAAGCCCGAGCCUGCAAAGAAGGCCGAGCCCGCACCUGCACCUGCUCCUGAACCCGAGGCCAAACCCAAAGUGGCAGCAGUCGAUCUGGCUUCAGUCAAGGUUCAGUUCACCCCAGACCAGCUGGAGGACUACAAGGAAGCCUUUGGCCUUUUCGACAGAGUUGGUGACAACAAGAUCGCCUACAACCAGGUCGCUGACAUCAUGCGUGCUCUGGGCCAAAACCCCACCAACAAGGAAGUGAACCAUCUCCUGGGAAACCCUACUGCUGAGCAGCUGGCCAAUACAAGAGUGGAGUUCGAGGCUUUCCUGCCCAUGCUGCAGUACAUUGUGAACAGCCCCAACAAGGGUAGCUUUGAGGACUACGUUGAGGGUCUGCGCGUCUUUGACAAGGAGGGUAACGGCACAGUGAUGGGCGCUGAGCUGCGUAUUGUCCUCUCAACACUGGGUGAGAAAAUGACAGAGGUUGAGGUCGACGCUCUCAUGGCCGGUCAGGAGGACGAGAACGGCUGCGUCAACUACGAGGCUUUCGUGAAACACAUCUUGUCCGUGUAAGAGGAAUCGGUUGCGAGGAAGCUCGUCUAUUUCUCCCGACCCCAUGGUGUCAGGACGUCCAUGCACUGUGUCCACAACCAACUGGGAAAUGAAUUUAGAUGAAAGGACUAUGGGAUGUCAUUUUUAAGCCUUUCUUUUUGUCAAUGUUUUUCCCUUCUUUUUGUGUCCUCCUUUGGAAGCCUUUUUUUCAUAGUUGCUCGUGUCGGGCGAGUCUCUCCACAGUGGGGCAGUAACAAGGCAUAAAAACGGGGUGCUCUCUUCGACAGGGCACCUCAGACACAUAGACACACACACACAACCCCACACACACACACACACACACAUCCUCCUUGUCGUCCGAAGGUGCUACUAUACACCGCCUCCACUGUGGACUGGUUGCCGGACUGCCUUCUUCUUCCCUUUGCCUGAAGUCUUUAUUUAUUUUUCUCCUCUGUCAUUUCUCAUAAUAAACUUUUCACAAAUUCCA
This is a messenger RNA of Clarias gariepinus (North African catfish), 1136 nucleotides long. RefSeq names its product myosin, light chain 1, alkali; skeletal, fast (gene myl1). The record is from RefSeq and is a predicted model, not a curated record. Bases 95 to 670 code for a protein of 191 amino acids. NCBI's taxonomy places the organism in Eukaryota, Metazoa, Chordata, Actinopteri, Siluriformes, Clariidae. Gene Ontology annotation, molecular function: calcium ion binding. Gene Ontology annotation, cellular component: myosin II complex; contractile muscle fiber. The transcript has 6 exons.